AUGGGAGAAACACGUGACAGAGGGGGUGGGGAACCGGAGGCCCAAGAGUCGGAGCAGGCGAGUAGCGAGGAGGGGGAGUCUGAUGAGUGCGAGGAGGGCGUGAAUGACAAGGCAGCGACGCGACGGCGGAGAAUAGCCGCGGGUACCGCGUCCAGGAGGAGCGGGGCCGCGAAGAGAUUAAAGGCGGAGGUAGGAAGGGGGAGCGGGCGAAAGGCAUCCAAAGAGGAGUUGGAGAUUAAGUACGGGUUCAGCGACGAGGAGGUCGUCGCGGCACGAUCCGCAUUGAUGGAAUGGUACGACGCGAAUAAGCGUGACCUGCCGUGGCGAGCGGCCGCAGGGAGCGAGAAAGCGGAGCGGAUGGAGGAGGGGCGCAACGAUAGCAAGGAGGCGCGGGAGGCAGGGGGGAACGAGCGCGGGGAGCAGGAGGCGCAGGAGGCGCGGGAGGAGCGGGAGGAGCGGGAGGAGCGGAGGGCGUACGGGGUGUGGGUGAGCGAGGUGAUGCUGCAGCAGACGCGCGUGGCCGUGGUGGAGCCCUACUUCCGCCGCUGGCUGGCGCGCUGGCCCUCCCUCCCCCUCCUCGCCUCCGCCUCCCUCGAGGGAGCGCAGCACAUACAGCAGCAGCACGGGGGGCGCAUGCCGCGCACAGCCAGGGAGCUGCAGGCAGUGCCGGGCAUCGGCCCUUACACCGCCGCUGCUGUCGCCUCCAUCGCCUUCCGCCAGCCAGUGGCAGCGGUGGAUGGCAAUGUGAUGCGCAUCAUGGCACGAAUGAGAGCCGUGCCACUGCCCAUGCAUGAGAGCGCCGCCACCUCCCUCUUCUCCCACCUCGCCUCCCAACUGCUGCACCCUGCACGGCCCGGGGACUUCAACCAGGCGCUGAUGGAUCUGGGCUCCCUCGUGUGCUCGCCCUCCUCCCCCUCCUGCUCCGCCUGCCCCCUCUCGCCCCACUGCCGCGCCCUCGCACUGCAGCAGCAGGGGGCACACAGAGGGGAAGAGGGGGAGGGUGGAGAGGGCGGGAAGGGCGAGGGGGCAGUGAGGGUGACGGACUUCCCUGUGCGCAAGGCCAAGGCAGCACCCAGAGAGGAGUGGGUGGCCGUGUGUGUCGUGGAGAGGAGAGGUGCAGCGGUGCCAGCGCUGGCAUCAGAGGCAUCAGCAGGUGUUCCUGCCAAGAAAGGCAGGCGCGCACACGGUAGCCCCAGCGGCAAUCAAUCUAGUCGUGAGGAACCUUCUCAGUACCUUCUGGUGCAGCGCCCGCCUACCGGACUGCUCGCAGGGCUGUGGGAGUUCCCCUCUCUGGUUGUGGCCUCAGGCACAGGCAGGCCAGCAGAGGUGCAAUGGAGGCGGGCUGUGGAGCAGCUGCUGGGGCAGAUGCUUCCCCGUGUGACUAUAGAGGGGUCUGGACAGCUUAGUUCGGAUGGGAGAAUGCUGCAGGCGGGGAAGAAUAAGGUGGAGGGGAGCAAGUGGCGUGUGAUCGAGAAGCAGGAUGUGGGCGAGACCUUGCAUAUCUUCUCCCACAUACACCAGCACAUGCUAGUCGAGAGAAUUGUGAUUGUGGAGGGAGUCGAGGCAAGUGAUUUUGUUGAGGCCAAGGAAGAGAAGGCCCCAAUGCCGCCGUCUAUCGACUUUCAGCCGUCGAUUCGCGUGAGCCAGUUCGGCGGGAAGAGCCAGCGGCAGCUCGCAGGCGUCUCCAGCAGCCCGCUCGUGCAGGACCACGUCGCCGCCGUCGCAAUGCGCGCCCGUCUCGAGAUGCGCAAGGGAUUGCCGCAGAGCACCGUGCGCCUUCUCGAUCCACCGACGAUGUCGCUGUCAAGCGCCGCCCCCCGAACCAGUCUUCCGCCGGCGGCUUCCGCCACACUAACCCCCCCGCUCAGCGCCAACACUGAAGCCGCUUCCGGAAGGUCGAGCGCCACCAGUCAAAAUUCUUCCGCCAUUUCACCGGAACCUGUUGGGAUGAGAAAACAUCCUUCUGCCAACCCUCCGCCGCUAACAAUCCCCCCGCUCGCGCCAAGCCCCUCCGCGCCCAUCACCCCCCACGGCACGUCCGCCAUGCAGCCGCCCCACACGCCUGGAUCUACGGCGGCAGCUCGAUCAACCGCAAUAGCGCCAAUGACGGCGGAAUCGGAUCUGGUGGCGGCGCCGCUCAAAGUGGCGGCGCAGUGGAGCCGCGAGGAGUGGCUGCUCGUGGUGCGCGCCGUGGAAGCCGGGUCAUCUGAUGACACCACAUUUGUCGAUGAUUCCGCCACGCUGGCGAGCCGCACCUCGACCGGCUCCGCGUCGACUUCCGACGACGACUACACCGUCAGCGCCGCGACGCGAUACGGCAGCUACAGCAGUUUCAACAACAGCAGCAACAAGGGCGCUGCGACCGCUCAGGCGCCAUCCACGUUCAUGCUUCCGAGCCCUUCCGGCUGCCCUCGCACGCCCUUUUCGCAUCUCAUGCCACAGGCGCCGGCGAACCAGCUAGCCGCCUCUUCCCGCGGCUUGCCGGCCGGCAGCAUGAUCUUGCCCAGCCGAGCCGACGCGUCGGAAGAGCUCCCCGCGUGUCCGUUCCUCGGCCACUCCGCGCGCUACAGCAGCUACGAGACAAAAGACGCCGGCCGCUCGGCCGAGCCUCCCUCACCGGGACUCCCGGGAACGAUGCCGUUCAGCGCCAUGACGACGCGCCGCAGCGCCGACGCGUCUCUCCCCGUGCGAUCCGCGACGGCGGGCUCGGCAAGCGCAGCCGGGGCGAGCGGGAGCCGCAGCAUGGGGAUGAGCGCGAGCGGCGUGCAGGUGGACGCGAUGAACCGCAAGCUGCUGACGGUGAUCACCAAGUCGCACGAGAUCUUCUCGCGCGACCUCACGCCCAACGGCUCGCAGGUCGCCGAUUACCUGCUGUCGCAGCUGCUGGAGCUCACGCAGUCCGAGUCGGGCUUCAUCGCCAGCGCGCUGAAGCGCGCCGAUGGUUCGCUGUACCUCAAGACGCACUCGAUUACGAACCUCGCGUGGAACCGCGACCUGCGCGCGUGGUACACGGAGAACGCGCCCAAGGGGCUCGUGUUCGGCAAUCUCAAGACCAUCUUCGGCCGCGUCGUGACGUCCGCUGACGUCGUCAUCAGCAACGACGUGCCCAACGAUCCGCGCGCAUCGGGACAAGGUGUGCCGCCCGGCCACCCGGUUAUGCAGAGCUUCCUGGGCGUUCCCUUGUUUUCCGGGCCGGAUCUGGUGGGCAUCUACGCGGUGUCGAACCGCGAGGGGGGCUAUAACGAGGGGCUGCUGAUGAGCAUCCAGCCCGUGACUAAAACGGUGGCGCAGGUGGUGGUGGGCGUGCAGCAGCGGCGCAAGAAGUGGGAGGCGGAGGAGCGACUCAACGACAUGCUCGAGGCGACACAGCAUGCGAUGGUGGCGGUGUCAGCGGACGGCAAGCUCACGUGCGCCAACCGGGCGGCGCGCAUGCUCUUUGCACUCGAGAGCAGCACAGAGGGCGACGGCGAUGCGACAGGUGGCAAGCUGCCAUUGGGGCUGAAGCUGGCGGACGUGCUGGUCAGCAUCGAUGGCGAUGAGGACUUCAUGCAGCGAGGCCUGGAUGCCUUUGCUGAGGAGUCGCUCUAUGAGUGGUCGGCUGAGGGACGGCAGCACCAGCCGCACGGUGAAGGGGAGGAAGGCGCAAACGAAGCAGCAGACAGCAUGGCGUUGAGAAUCACUGUGGCACGGGGCUCCUCCAGUGACGUGAAAUUCGUGGUCACUGCUAGGGAGGCUGCUGCGAGGCAUGGGAGACACACAGGGGAGGAGGUUGAUGGUGAUAGAAACGGGAUGGAGCACAGCCAUGAGGGGCAUGAGGUAGCAUAUGCACAUGGUGAUGAGCAAUGUGAGCUUGUGCUGUCAAAUGAGGAUGGCACCCUCACGAUUCUGGCUUGA
Closterium sp. Naga37s-1 is the source of this 3894-nucleotide messenger RNA. The record is from the annotation of a GenBank genome assembly. NCBI's taxonomy places the organism in Eukaryota, Viridiplantae, Streptophyta, Zygnematophyceae, Desmidiales, Closteriaceae.